Molecule: messenger RNA, 3591 nt
Organism: Beta vulgaris subsp. vulgaris (sugar beet)
Lineage: Eukaryota; Viridiplantae; Streptophyta; Magnoliopsida; Caryophyllales; Amaranthaceae
Exons: 23
Coding region: 228-3371 (1047 amino acids)
Biological process (GO): regulation of exocytosis
Cellular component (GO): cytoplasm; plasma membrane
Molecular function (GO): syntaxin binding; myosin II binding; GTPase activator activity
Source: RefSeq, a predicted model, not a curated record
AAGUUGUCCAAUGACAGUUUUUUCUCCUGGACAGUGGAGUUUCUCGUUUUUAAGACUAAUAACUGAAAUCAAUCAAUCAAUUAACAACAUUUUACUCACUCUCUUCCAACUCUUUCUCUCAAAAUCUCUCUUAAAAAACAAAUAAAUUUAAUAAAAUUCAUAUUCUUCAUUUGUUUUUGUUGUUGGAUCAACUUUUUUUUUUUUUUGUGAAGUUUUAAUUUUUCAGGAUGUUUGUAAAGAAGCUUGUGGAAAAGGCAACAAGGAAGCCUGGGGAGAGCUCGGAAAGUUUGAAACCUGAAGAUGUUGAUCCUCGUCUAGCUUUUCAUUAUGGAGUACCAUCUUCAGCUGCUAUGUUAGCUUAUGAUCCAGUACAAAAAAUUCUUGCAAUUUCAACAAAAAAUGGGCAGAUCAAAUUGCUUGGAAAAGAUAACACCCAAGCCUUGUUGGAGUCCAAUGAUGUACAACCUAGCAAGUUUUUGCAGUUCAUUCAAAACCAGGGAAUUCUUUUGAAUGUUACAUUGAAAGACCAAAUUGAGGUUUGGGAUGUAGAUAAAAAGAUUAUGUCUCAUGUACAUGAUGUCAAUGAAGAGAUCACAUCUUUUUCUGUAGUGCAACAAUGUUUCUUUAUAUAUAUAGGAGAUCGUGCUGGUAAUGUCACGGUGUGGAAGCUUGAAAAGGAAUCGUGCCAGAUAGAAAAAAUGAGAUAUUGGAUUCCCUUUUCAGCUUCACAUGGGCAUACUAAUAGAGAUCCAGUGGACCAUUCUGUAAUGUAUGUAUUACCUCAACCAACUGCACAAAGCAAGAGAAUUCUGAUUAUAUUUGCUGAUGGGUUAAUCACGUUGUGGGCAAUCCAAGAAAGCAAAGCUGUUUUCACAAUUGGAGGUAGUGGAACAGCGACUCAUCUGCAGGAAACUAAGACAGUAACAGCUGCAUGCUGGGUGUGCCCCUUUGGAAGUAAAGUGGCUGUUGGGUAUGACACUGGAGAUAUUUCAAUCUAUACGAUCCUUUCUAAUUCUGACAUAGGAAGUGGUUCUCCAAGGGGUAUAGACUCCUCCAAUACCCAACAUGUCCAUACUUCUAAGAUCAAUCUAGUAUAUAGGUUGGAGAAAAUUCCUAUAGCAUCAUUGAAGUGGGUGUAUUCAGAUGGUAAAGCUAAUCGGUUGUAUGUUAUUGGUGCCUUUGACGCCACAUCCACUAACUUGGUUCAGGUGAUCUUAUUGAAUGAAGACACUGAAUCUCGGACAACCAAAUUGGGGCUUCAAUUGCCUGAACCAAGUCUUGAUAUUGAAAUCAUUUCUUGCUCCAAUGAACAAAGCAAAAAUAAGCAACAGUUUCUCCUUUUGUUGGGAAAAUCUGGUCUCAUAUAUGCCUAUGAUGAUCAUUCUAUUGAGAAGUGUUUGUUGCAAUCCCAAUCAAAGUCUGCAGCAUCACUACCAAGUGAAUUGAUAAUAAAGCUUCCUAAUUCUGCUUCAAGUACUACUACUGCUCAAUUUAUCACAAACCAUACCAACAAUAUAGUUUCUGAGGAUGAGGACUACUUGUCAGUCGUGAAAAAUAUCCCAUCCGUUCUUCCUUUUGAAGCAAAGCAUGUCAAUUUACCUCACUUUACUGGAUUUGCAAAGAUCAAGAAGUUGUAUAUUACAGGACAUGGUGACGGAACAGUCAAAUUUUGGGAUGUCACGUGCCCCCUAUUGAUUCCGCUUCUAUCACUUACGCAACAGUGCCAUUUGCAGAACGAGGAUGAUUUGUCUCCGAGUGGUAUAGCAGUAACUGCAAUUUAUUACUGUUAUUCAUCGCGGGUUCUCUUCUCUGGAGACAAAAGUGGAAUGGUCCGUAUCUAUCACUUUAAGCCUGAGCCCUUUUCCAUAGAGAAUGGAUUUUUCUCUUUACCAGGAAGUUCAAAAAAAGGAAACAAUCAUGUCAUCCAUAGUGUGAAGUUCAUAAAAGUCAAUGGACCUGUACUUUCUUUCGACAUAAGUAGCUGCUCAAAAUAUCUUGCAGUGGGCUCUGAACAAGGACAUAUUUCAGUCAUUGACAAAGAGGGUUCCUCCAUCUUGUAUCAGAAACAAAUUGGAACCGAGUUGUCUGCAGAUGUUAUAUCUCUGAAGUUUGAAACAUCAAAUAUUCAUGGUUUUGAAAAGAAUAUACUGGUAAUAGCAACAAGGGAUUCAUCUGUAUUGGCACUUGAUGCUGAUUCUGGAAAUACACUUAGCAGUAGCACAGUGCACCCUAAGAAACCAUCCAGAGCUCUGUAUAUGCAGACUUUAGAAGCAAGCAGAGGAUCUUCUACAGAAGAACCAGCACAAAAGCAGCAAUUAUUGCUUUGUUCCGAGAAAGCUGUAUAUAUCUAUUCGCUACCACAUAUAGCGCAGGGGGUUAAGAAGGUUUGCUACAAACUGAAGUUUAAUUCAUCUUCCUGUUGUUGGGCAUCUAUGAUGUGCAAUACUUCUGGCACAGGGCUCGUACUUGUCUUUUCAUGUGGAAUAGUUGAAAUAAGAUCCCUUCCAGAAUUAUCUCUUGUGAAAAAAACUACACUAAGAAGUUUCACAUGCUCGCCCUUGAAGCCAAACGCAUUACCGGACUAUUUCAUAUGCUCUUCUGUUGAUGGAGAAGUUAUAAUGAUGCAGAGUGAUAAAGAAGUGGCAGUGGCUUCGAUGCUGCUUUCAAAUGGAAAGUAUAGACACUUGGAUUCCCUUUCUCGAGUAUAUGAUAAAAAUCUUUCGACUUCAGAGGAUGGAGCAACUUCUCCUUCAGUCCAUAAAGAAAAGAAAAAGGGAGUGUUUGGCACUCUAUUCAAAGAUGUAACUGGUAGCAAAACAAACCACGGAGCUGAUGCUGAAGCCACAGACGGGAAAGUGAUUUUUGAAGAACUCUCAAAGAACUUUGCAGUUUCCAAUUUUCCUACUCAAGCGGAAGGUUCAGCUAAUGUUGCAUUGGAAAAUGAAAAUGUUGACUUGGAUAUUGAUGACAUUGAUCUUGAUGAUCAGGACGAAAAACCAAAAGGGAACAAUGUGAUGGCAUUGCUAAAUAAGCAGAAGUUUGCAAGCAAGUUUCAGUCAUUUAAAGGAAAACUGAAGCAAAUGACAGUCAAGAACGAGAAACCUUCACCCCAUGAAGAGUCACAAGCUGAGAAGACUGAGACAGUUGAUCAAAUUAAGAUGAAAUAUGGAUUUUCAUCCUCGAAUCCUACUAGUGAAUCAAGUGUUGCCAAAAUGACAGAAAAUAAGCUCAAGCUUACUGAGAAUGUGAAUAGACUGCAGGGAAUUAGCUUGAAAACCACAGAAAUGCAAGAUAAUGCUCAGACAUUUUCAUCCAUGGCAAAAGAGACGCUGCGCGUAGCUGAACAGAAAAACAGUCCUAGUAAAACAUGAUACUUCCUGGGAUUCAAAGACUUGCUUCCUCUAUCUAUUUUCCUUGCAGUCUUUUGAUGUCACAUACUAAUUCUUUUAUGGAGUGUUUUUAUCCCCACAGACCAAAUUGGACAGUUUUUUUUCUCUUACUUUGUGAUUAGUUGUGGAGUAUCUUGUAAAUAUCAUACAGAAUGUAAAUUUAGUAAAUAUUCAAAGUAAAAUGAGACGAAAAGUUUGAUCA